This is a messenger RNA of Oxyura jamaicensis (ruddy duck), 5974 nucleotides long. It is a transcript of the gene SH3BP4, whose product is annotated as SH3 domain binding protein 4. NCBI's taxonomy places the organism in Eukaryota, Metazoa, Chordata, Aves, Anseriformes, Anatidae. Bases 370 to 3264 code for a protein of 964 amino acids. The transcript is spliced from 5 exons. Gene Ontology annotation, cellular component: cytoplasm. The record is from RefSeq and is a predicted model, not a curated record. Gene Ontology annotation, molecular function: protein binding.
AGCCCCGAGGAGCAGGAGCAGGCUGGGCUGGGGCUUGGUUUCCGGGCUAAGCCACCCCUCCCGACGAGGAGCAGCAUCCGCUGCAGGGAGCGGCGGCUCCGUCCUGGUCCCCCGCUGCCACCGCCCCAGUCACCGGGGUCUCGAUGCUGCUCCUCAUCCUGCUCACCACGAGAGCCCCCACAUCCCGCGGGAGGGAGGUGCGGGAGCAGGCGUUCCCCAAAUGGCUCUGAUUCAAGACCCGGGAGAUCCUGCUCGCCGGGGACAGCACGUGGAGGCUGGUUCCCCAGGGUGCUGUGGUGACAUUGGGGUCUGCAGAGAGGUCAUGACCACCUAGCAGUCCCCAGCCCUGGGCGUCUCGGCGGGCUCGAGAUGGCGGCGCAGAGGAUCCGGGCAGCCAACUCCAGUGCCCUGCCACGGUGCAAGUCGGAGGGGACGCUCAUUGACCUCAGCGACGGCUUCUCAGAAAGCAGCCUGUGCGACGUCAAAGUGCCUUCUCCUAGUGCCUUGCUGGUUGACAAUCCCACAUCCUUUGGAAAUGCGAAGGAAGUAAUAGCAAUCAAAGAUUAUUGUCCAACUAAUUUUACCACUUUGAAGUUCUCCAAGGGGGACCAUCUUUAUGUCUUAGACACAUCAGGAGGUGAGUGGUGGUAUGCUCACAAUACUACAGAAAUGGGUUACAUCCCUUCUUCCUACGUCCAGCCUGUAAACUACCGCAACUCUUCCUUGACGGACAGCGGGAUGAUAGACAAUCUACUGGAGAGCCCUGACGAGGGGGUGAAGGAGUUAGACCUGCUUGGAGAAUGGGCCGAUGUGCAAAGAAACUCUCUGAAAACCAACAAUAACAACCCUUUCUUGAAUGGAGUCCAGACAAACCCGUUUCUGAAUGGGAAUUUACAAACAUUGACCAGCUCAGACAGAGAGCCCAACUCUAAAAUGUCUGUUGACUUGUUGCUCUUUGACACAGGGCCUCCUACUUCAACAGUUUCUAGCUCAGUCGCUAAUAGCAGCAUGGGUAAUAUUUUUGAUGAAUUUCCAUCCACAAACAGGCUGGACCUGGAACAGCCUGUGAAAAGGGACAAUCCCUUCUUCAGAAGUAAACGCUCUUACAGUUUGUCUGAACUGUCUGUUCUUCAAGCGAAGUCAGAUACUCCAGCAUCGUCAGGUUUCUUCAACGGUUUGAAGUCUCCCACCCCUGAGCAAUUCCAGAGCCGGGAAGAUUUUAGAACCGCGUGGCUGAACCACAGGAAGCUGGCCCGGUCUUGCCACGACUUGGAUUUGCUUGGCCAAAAUCCUGGCUGGGGUCAGACACAACCAGUGGAGACCAACAUUGUCUGCAAACUGGACAGCUCUGGUGGAGCUGUUCAGCUUCCAGACACCAACAUCAGCAUCCAUGUGCCAGAGGGUCAUGUGUGCCCUGGGGAAACGCAACAGAUCUCCAUGAAAGCUAUGCUAGAUCCACCACUGGAGCUGAACAGUGACAAGUGCAGCACCAUCAGUCCGGUCCUGCAGAUCAAACUCAGCAACAUGGAGGUGAAAACAUUUAUUAUUCUGGAGAUGAAGGUGUCAGCAGAGGUCAAGAACGACAUCAUGAGCAAGAGUUUGGUAGGACUACAAUGCCUACGGAGCGACAUGAAAGAGGGGCCAUACACACCCAUGCAGCUGAGAUAUUCAUAUGGGGACACAAUCCAGGUGCAGCUGGAGAAUCUAGAGCCUUGCAUGUACAUUGCGGCUGUAGCUCAAGGGCAGAACAUCCUCUACCCAUACACUGUUUGGGAUUACAUCAGCAAGAAGAUCACGGUUGGUGUCUAUGGCCCAAAACAUAUUCACCCUUCCUUUAAAACAGUUGUGGCUGUGUUUGGGCAUGAGUGUGCACCCAAGACUCUCCUAGUGAAUGAGGUCACGAGACAGUCUCAUAGCCCAGCUCCGGUUGCCCUACAGCUCUGGGGUAAGCACCAGUUUGCUCUGUCCCGGCCUCAGGACCUCAAGCUCUGCAUGUUCUCCAACAUGACCAACUAUGAGGUGAAAGCUAGUGAGCAAGCCAAAAUUGUGCGAGGCUUCCAGAUGAAGCUGGGCAAGGUCAGCCGCCUCAUCUUCCCCAUUACCUCCCACGACCCCAAUGAGCUCUCAGACUUCACACUAAGGAUACAGGUCAAGGACGACAAGGAUGCCAUUUUGACCCAGUUCUGUGUCCAGACACCACAGCCACCUCCUAAAAGUGCCAUCAAACCGACAGGGCAGAGGCGGUUCCUUAAGAAGAAUGAGGUUGGAAAGAUCAUCCUUUCACCUCUGGCUGCCACUGCCAAGUAUCCAGUUUUUCAGGACCGGCCAGUACUGAACUUGAAGUACGGCAAACUGCUGAAAACAGUGGUGCGGCAAAGCAAGAACCACUAUUUGCUGGAGUACAAGAAAGGAGAUGUCAUAGCCCUCCUCAGUGAGGAGAAGAUCAGGUUGAAGGGGCAGUUGUGGACAAAAGAGUGGUAUAUUGGCUACUACCAGGGCAAAAUAGGCCUUGUGCACACCAAAAAUGUGCUGGUGGUUGGAAAGGUCAAACCCAGCUACUUCUCUGGGCCUGAUCUCACCACCAGCCUGUUGCUUGAGCAAAUCCUGAGGCCCUGCAAAUUCCUGACCUACAUCUACGCCUCCGUGAGGACUCUGCUCAUGGAGAACCUCAGCAGCUGGCGAUCCUUUGCCGAUGCACUGGGGUAUUUGAACUUGCCGCUCACGUUUUUCUGCCGAGCAGAGCUGGACAGCGAGCCAGAGCGUGUGGCCUCCGUGCUGGAGAAGCUGAAGGAAGACUGCAACAACACAGAGAACAAGGACAGGAAAUCUUUCCAGAAGGAGCUGAUGACGGCCUUGCUGAAAAUGGACUGCCAGGGGCUGGUCGUCAGGCUGAUCCAGGACUUUGUGCUGCUGACCACAGCUGUGGAGGUGGCCCAGCGCUGGAGGGAGCUUGCUGAGAAGCUCGCUAAGGUCUCCAAGCAGCAGAUGGAUGCCUACGAGGCCCCGCACCGGGACAAGACGGGGGUGGUGGACAGCGAGGCCAUGUGGAAGCCCGCGUACGACUUCCUCCUCACCUGGAGCAGCCAGAUGGGUGAUAGCUACCGUGACGUGAUUCAGGAGCUGCACACGGGGUUGGACAAGAUGAAGAACCCCAUCACCAAGCGCUGGAAGCAUCUCACCGGCACCCUGAUCCUCGUCAACUCCUUGGACAUGCUCCGGGCAGCUGCCUUCAGCCCACAGGACCACGAGGAUUUCGCCAUCUAGCGCAGCUCCCUGCAGCGAUACUUCUGUCCAUGUCUCAUUUGAUGGUGUUGUCCAUAUUUCUGUGUUUUGUCCCUUUUUUAUAGCGGUUGAUUUUAAAAACAUGUGGAGAUUGCUCUCCCCAGGUUUAAAGAGGCCAAAGUUUGCAAGUUCUCAGCAGGACUGGAGAUCAGCAGGAGAUGACCCUCCUCCUGAUGGGAAUGCAUCCAGAAGGGAUGGCUUUUCAUAUGGAAUUGAUAUUGAUUAAACUAUUUCUUACUAAGAAGUUUAAAGGGAACAAGGGGUGGGGAGGGGAGUGGGAGGGAUCACAAAAGAGAACACAUUUUUUAAGCAUUUACAAAUAAAAAUAUAAUUUUUUUAAUGAGCAGUAAAGGUUGUAACCACUUUGGAGGGAAGCUGUUGCUGUUUUUUAUGUUGUAGAAACUGCUUUUAAAUUAUCAUUUUUGAGAUGAACGUGACUCAUGUAAAUAUGUAUUUAAGACGAAGCACAGUGAAUGCCCUGUGCCACUGCCGUGGUCAGGUUUUGGCAAACUCCCAGACAUGACUGUAGAGCACCGUAUGAACUUGGGAUGUCCUCAGCCCAGCAAGCAUCUUACACCAGAAAUGAGCUUUUUUUUUAAUUUUUUUUUUCCCUAUGUUCACAGGCCAUAUGACCUCUCUGGUUGAUUUUUUUUCAUUUUUUUUUUAGCCUACCUGCAAACAUGCAUUUUGUCAUCUGUGGAUAGGCUCGUUGCCUCUGUUCAGAUGCGCAGGUACUGUUUUUAACCAUGAGAAGUGACGCUGCCCCUGGCGCUUGGCCAAUGAUUCAUCCCACCUGGGUGCUGCAGGACAUGUCUGGAAGAAGCUGGAAGUUUGGGGUUAUGCAAAGAACUGCUCCUUGCUGCCUGGUGAGAUAGGUGGGAGGGUGGUGAGAAUGGUUCGCCCUGCCAUUGCAGCAAAUUACUUGGGUGCUCCUCUCCAGAAGCUCGUGUUCUGGGGAGGAGGCCAGAAAAGGGGAGGGAAUUGUUGUAAUCUACAUAUUAUCACCUUACCGAAAAAAAAAAAAAAAAAAAAAAAAAAAAAAAAGAAAAAAAAAAGAAAAAAAAAAAAAGAGAGAAAUUGUUUCUCCUAUUUGAAAUCUAUUCUCGAGCUCAACAGAGAUGUUCCAGAUAUGUUAUGUGACUUAAUGCUCAUUGCCAUUGAUUUCACAGGGCUUUGAAUGGGGCUGUUCAAGGCUGCUAAGUUCCAGAUGAACUUGUAAAUAUCCUUUGCUAUAAAACUGGUGCCAUUGAGCUAAAUAUUUAUGGUACCAAGUGCCCGUACUUGCCCCUGGUGUUUUAUAGCUGACUUUUGAACAACCUCCCCUCUUAUUUCUGCCCCCGAGCCUUGAAAUAUUUUACAUAGGAGGGAAAUAUUUUUGCACAGAAAAAAUAUUUUAAGUGCAAAGUCUCUUUAUAACGAAAUGCUGCUACCACCGAAAGGUUAGUUGUUAAGGAUAGUUUUCUUUCAGGUUGAACCAGAAAAAAAGAAAAAAAGUGUGGGGAAAGUACCUUUUAAAAGCCUGGUAGCAGCACACAAGAAGGGCUGCAUGGCCUUGCUUCAUGGCACUAGACUUCAUUUCUCCACCAUGAAGCUCCUAGGAAGCUGCAGGUGACAUUAACUCCCCAGCAAGAGGCGUGUGGGGUGAUUUGGUUGGCUCAUGCUGCACAGCGUGGUGUGGCUUGUAUGGUCUGCAGCAUGCAGGCAUUUGGUGGCCGAUGGUGCUGGCACGGCAGCCUCCAGAGAGAAUGAAUCGUCCUCCCACAGCACAAUCUCAUUGCCUCUAACCAAAACUGUGUCCCCAGAAGCGGUCACGCUCACCAGACCCCACAAGAAGUAAAUAGCACCUUAGUUUCUCCUCAGGGGCUUUAAGGAGUUUCCUAUGCAACAUAAAAUAGCACAGAAACAGGGUCUGCCAACAGCUGAGCCCGCAAUGUGUUUGCUUUCUCUCUACAACAGCAGGGCACCAUAAGAGCACAUUUUCCUUACGCCAAGCAAAAAUCUCCAACGCAAUAAGGAAAAGCUCUUGCAAGAGGCUCAGCCUUUGCCAGCAGGCAGAUCUGCUGACGGACAGCAGGCAGAGGGGUGGCUUCCUCACCUGCUUUGCCCAGAUCUUGGCUUUUGCUGCUCAAAAGCAGUGCGGGCUGUGCCGGGCUCCCCAACAACUGAGCUGGGCCAGGUUGUUCGCAGCAGGUGAGGGCAGCCCCUACCCUCCUGGGCAGAAGUUUUAGCCUCCCGUGACUCUGACAAGAUGGGAACAUCCCCAAAUAAAAAUCCCUAAAUUUCAGCACUUCCCCUCCCCACCAUUGGUUUUUCUAACUACCUCAGGUACUCCGUCUACCCAGCUUAACAUUUCACAGUGGCAGCCUGAAACUUCCCAUGCUCAGCCCCUUGGCUGCGCACACCCCUCCUUGAGGAUCAUGGGAACACAGCCAGCUCAUUUUGGGGUCCAUGGGGUAACCACUGCAUUAAUUUGUCCUGUCCUCCGUCAGAAAUCCAGUCUCUCCUCACGUGCUGGGACUGGGCGUGCAUCCUUCAGAUGCCUUCUGCCCACUAUUCAUCAAGCCCGUCUCUGAAACCUGUGUCUGGGCUCUGCGUUGCCACAGUUUGUGCAGUAACUGGUUAUUGUACUUACAAUCUUUUUUUUAAUGUUUUUGGAAAAAAAAAAAUUGCAAUUAAAGCUGUUACUAUUCCA